GCUUGCCUAUUCCCGGUGGAUUGUUCGACACCGGCAAGGGACACACGUAUGAAGGCAGUCCUGGAGAUCAGGCACCCUCGUUCCAUUCAGUAGCCGCUUUACCGCCCAGCGAUAGCAGUGGUGGCAGCAAUGGUGGAAAAUAUCAGCAUGACGGAAAUAAUUACAACCAUAUAGUGGGCCCACAGGGCGGACAAGGCGGACAGGGCGGCAAAGGCGGUAGUGGAGGCAAUGGCUCGGGUGGAGGCUUUGGACCAAAUGGACCUAACGGUCCAAAUGGCCCCAAUGGCCCCAAUGGUCCAGAUGGACCUAAGGGACCAAUCGGACCACCUGGACCACCUGGACCCCUUGGACCUGUCGGCGUGGGAGGCGGUACCUCAGGAAAACUGGUAUAUCAGGAUGGUGACCGUACUCGCACUGGUGCCGGUGGUAACAUCGGUGGUGGUGGCGCCUAUCGUGAUGGAAACGGUUCCGGAAACGGUGGUGGCGGCGCCUAUCGUGGCGGAAGCGGUUCCGGAAACGGUGGUGGCAACGCCUACCGUGACGGAAACGGUUCUGGAAACGGUGGUGGCGGCGCCUAUCGUGAUGGAACUGGUUCUGGAAGCGGUGGUGGCUUCGCCUAUCGUGGUGGGGACGGUUCCGGAAUCGGUGGUGGCGGCGCCUAUCGUGAUGGAAACGGUUCCGGAAACGCUGGGGAUGGCCCCCAUCGUGAUGGAAACGGUUCCGGCAACGGUAGUGGCGGUCCCCAUCGUGAUGGAAGUGGUUCCGGAAUCGGUAUUACCGGCAUUGGCGGCGGGGGCGGCCCUGCUGGAGGGCAAUACACUGGAGUCAGCGACCGAUAUAUUACCAGUUUUCCUGGGGCCGUCGGAUACACACAAGAUAUCGGCCCUACUGGACCCCCAGCACCUCCAUAUGUCCAUGUUAUAGGACCUGAAGGCGGCUAUGGCGGUGAAGGCGGCAAUGGUGAUGGUGGUGGCGUCGGACCCGGCGGCCCAGGCGGACCAGGCGGUCCAAAAGGAC
Scaptodrosophila lebanonensis is the source of this 1017-nucleotide messenger RNA. Its product is annotated as basic proline-rich protein. The transcript is spliced from 4 exons. NCBI's taxonomy places the organism in Eukaryota, Metazoa, Arthropoda, Insecta, Diptera, Drosophilidae. The coding region runs from base 229 to 924 and encodes 231 amino acids. The record is from RefSeq and is a predicted model, not a curated record.